Cuscuta epithymum is the source of this 2348-nucleotide messenger RNA. The record is from the annotation of a GenBank genome assembly. NCBI's taxonomy places the organism in Eukaryota, Viridiplantae, Streptophyta, Magnoliopsida, Solanales, Convolvulaceae.
CUAUUUCCUCUUACAACUCACCAAAACUUUGGGGUCCAUAUUUUGGGUUUAGAUUAGAUUCACCAAAUAUGAAUAUUGACCAUUUUCAUCCUCCUCCCACUCACCUACUCCAACUCAUUUCCCAAACUAAAACCGAUGCCAAUCCUUCUUUUCCCGACGGCAUGGCGGCGGCCAGAGGAAACCACCCCGGCUUCUGCACGAGAAGCCAUUGGAAGCCCCACGAAGAUGCCAAGCUCAAAGAGCUUGUCGCUCUCCACGGCCCCCACAACUGGAAUUUCAUUGCGCAACAUCUUCACGGACGAUCAGGGAAGAGCUGCAGAUUGAGGUGGUUUAACCAGUUAGAUCCGAAGCUGAAUAAGACAGCUUUUACAGAGGAGGAAGAAGAAAUGCUGAUCGAGGCGCAUAAAAUGUACGGCAAUAAAUGGGCCAUGAUUUCCCGGCUGUUUCCCGGCCGGACGGAUAACGCCGUUAAGAACCACUGGCACGUCCUCGUCGCCCGGGACCACCGCCGUCAGCCGCCACCGCCGUUUAGUUCCCCUGUUUCAGGCGAAAGCAGAGCUAGUACUAGUAGUAGCGGUUGUAAGAGGAGGAAGCGAUCAAACGACGUUGGAGAUCACAGAACUAGAUUUUUAAAUGCUGCGGCGGGAAACGAAUCCACGGGUGAUGAUACUAAGUGCGGCGCAUUCGCCGCCGGCGACGAAACGGCGUCGACUUGCACUGAUCUCUGCCUCCCUGCAGCUACGUUUUCUCUUUAUCCGACGCCUCCGCCGGACUUUCAAAUCAUCAGAACCGUUAAAGGUAUUUCCGGCUCAUAGACAAUUUUUUUACUUCAGUACUUCUCUGAAAAAAAAAACAAUCUUAAAUCUAGUUGGGAAAACUGUCAAAUAGGUCCACGAACUUUCAUAAAAAGGUCAAUUAAGUCCUUCUAUAGGAGGUUUUGCCCGGCCGUCAAGAUUUGGGGCAGUUCCCAAUGGAAUUUUUUGAUGAAUUUUUUUGAGCAUCUUAUUCACCAAGUCUAGUUUACUCAUACCAAAUUUCAGCUAAAAAUUCAAUCGGGAACACAUUCAAAUUAAUUCUUGAAGAUAACUGCGCAUUUUUGCGUUCUCGAAUUAAUUUGAAUGCGCUCCUGAUUAAAUUUUUAGCUGAAAUUUGGUAUGAGUAAACUAGACUUGAUGAAUAAGAUGCUCAAAAAAUUUCAUCAACAAAUUCCACCGGGAACCGGCCCAAAUCGCGACAACCGAACAGAGUCUCCUAUAGAAGGACUUAAUUGACUUUUUUAUGAAAGUUCGAAGACCUAUUUGACAGUUUUCCCAAUCUAGUUUAAGGUUUUUAAACCCCAAUACAGAGAUCUGAUCCUGGUUAAACCAUUCUGUCACCUGUUUUUUUUGUUACAAAAAAAAAUCAUUAUUAAAAAAAAUUAAAAAGAGUACUCUGCUUCAAGUACACUGUGUUUUUAUGUCUUUUUAAGGUGUAUAUAUAUACGUAUAUAUAUCACCUGUUUUUAUGUUUUUAUAUCCAUAAUUUUCAAGCAUAUCAGAAAAAUAAAAUUAUUCGAAUAAAUUAUUCCUCUAAAAACAAUAAAGAUUUACAAAAUCGUUUAAAAAACUUGAAGAGGCACAAUGGAUGAUCAUUAAUGUGAAAACGAUAUGAUUGUGUUGAAAAUUGGCCGGGAUUGCGCACGUUUGUAUUUUGUAACGCUUUUGUAAAUGAUCAUUAUUGUCACUUUCUUUAUCCUCCGAAUUUUCAUAAGUCUUUUAACAGUCAAAAGUUAUGGUAAAAUCCAUUUUCUUGGUCGUCCACAAUUAUCAUUUGGGUUAAUUUUUGGUUACAGGGUCAUCAUCAUGGUCAAGGGUGGAAGGUGUGAAGGAAAGAUCGGUGGGGUGGGGUGGUCAAUCAGAUUCAUCAAACUCAUCACAGGUUUCUGCAUCAGAGUCAGUGGGCAACAGUAGGAAGAAGACAUCAUCAGAUCAAGGCAAUCCCAUGAACAAUAAAGUCCAUUUCUAUGAUUUCCUAGGAUUGGGAGCCACCGCCUGAUUGACCCUUGUUUGUUAAUUUUGUCUUGUUCGUUGACCAAAAGAGACACAACUUAUGAAGAUUGGACUGAUUCCGGGAAAGAUUUAGGUUUCAACUCCAAACAAUGACUUGAGAUGAAACAUUACUCUUUUUUCAUCGAUAUAUGAUCAAAGUUCAAUUUUUCAUUUUCUCAGAUAACUGUCCGGUUGGUUCUAGUGAGCCUAAUAGAUGGGGAGUUGUAGUUUUGCAUUUGUAAGAUAUUGUAUGUAUUUGAGUUGGAUUUCAAAAGAAAGAAAAUGACAAGCCCAUUUGCUUCCCCUAUUAUUUCUCAUUUA